GCGAGUGGACCAGCAUCAGUGAGGUACCCGGGGGGUGACCGAAGGAAUCUUCUCCUCUCAGCACCGUAGACAUUAUCAGGAUGCAUUUUAAUGUCAGCACACAGGGUGGACAGUGUGAGGGGAGACAGUGCCAGUCCUGCGCUGGCACUAUUUUUUGAAGCCCAAAAACCGCAUUUUAGGGGGCCACGGACAAAUCACAGUAACAGCCGUCGACACCUCCCGCUCUCCUCGCCGGGCGAUGGAGGUCUGCCGUUAAAGACUUGGGGGUAGGGGGGGACCGGAGUCUGUCGGAAUUUCGCCAAAAUUACGACGGGAAUCAAGUACAGCUCCCUGUCUCCCGGUAACGGGAGAGUUCACCGGCCGCUCGUGAUGUCUCGUGCCAAGGAGCGGCUGAAAGGCGGGAAUGAGACCAAGGACAGCGUCACUCUGCUGCCGUGCUUUUAUUUUGUAGAGCUCCCUAUCCUGGCCUCCUCUGUUGUCAGUCUUUAUUUCCUGGAGCUGACGGAUAUUUUCCAGCCGGUGCAUUCUGGUUACAGCUGUAGUGACCGCAGUCUGUCUCUGCCCUACAUCCUGCCCAGACAGGAAGUCUGUCCACUGCCUCUGCUCUUCAGCUUAGCUUUCGCCGCUCCCACCGCCACUAUUCUUAUAGGAGAGGCCAUUCUGUACUGCUAUCUCUCCAGGAGGUCAUCAGCUACACAGACUGAGGCCAACAUCAACGCUGCAGGCUGUAAUUUUAACUCCUACAUCCGCAGGGCUGUACGCUUCAUAGGUGUCCAUAUCUUUGGCCUGUGUGUGACAGCACUGAUAACUGAUAUCCUCCAGCUGUCCACUGGUCAACACACCCCCUACUGGUUGGAUGUUUGUAAACCCAACUUGACCCACAUUAACAUGUCCACUUGUGACGAAGCCUUUAUUCUGGAGGAUAUCUGCUCUGGACAGGACACUGGGCUCAUUAAUGCUGGGAGGAAGUCUUUCCCCUCCCAGCAUGCAACUCUGGCUGCCUUUGCUGCUGUCUACAUCUCAAUGUACUUCAACACAGUGCUGACAGACUCUGCCAAGCUGCUGAAGCCUCUCCUGGUAUUCUCUUUUGUCAUGCUGGCUAUCCUGGCUGGGUUAACCAGGAUUAUCCAGUUUAGAAACCAUCCUGUAGAUGUCUACUGCGGAUGGUUGCUGGGAGCUGCCAUCGCUGUCUAUCUGGGUGUGUAUGCAGUGGGGAAUUUCCAGCCCAGUGAGGAUCGGUCCAGAAGUCGAACACCUACCCCAACCCUGAGAGAGCCCCCCCUCUCCUCCCUACCCAAUGUCAGCCAGUCAGCAAUUAGCAACAGCCACCAAGCAACAGAGACAGCCAUCAGAAACAACGAGCUGGCAGACACAGAGGCAGAACAACUGAGCUUAAAGGUAUCAGCCGCUCUCGCUGGAGCAAAAACACCACCUUCCAACCUCACCAUCGAGGAAAGGAAGGCCCUGGCAUCACUGAGGAAAGACUGGAACAUCACCAUCUUGCCGGCAGACAAAGGGAGAUGCACAGUGGUGCUGAAGACAGCAGAUUACCAUGUCAAAAUCACUGCUCUGCUCAGUGACACAGCCACAUACGAAACACUGAGGCGUGAUCCUACCAGUGGCUACAAAAAGAAGGUCAUAGAUUAUCUACAAAAACUGGAAAAGGACAAAAUCAUUGACAGACCACUGUAUUAUCGACUGUACCCUGGUGAGGCCACCCCAUGCAUCGAUGGACUCCCCAAGAUACACAAGGAAGGAGCACCACUCAGAACCAUCAUCAGCGGCAUCAACUCAGUCACGUACAACAUCUCCAAACACCUAGCUAUGAUCUUAGCUCCAUUGGUUGGUAAAACUCCACAUCAUGUAAGGAACUCUCAGGAUUUUACCAACAAGACCAGAGAGAUAACACUGGACUCUGACGAAACUAUGGUAUCAUACAACGUCACUUCACUUUUCACCUGCAUUCCCACCAAAGAAGCAGUUAAGACAGUGAGGAAAUGUCUGCUACAAGACAGCUCCCUUCCAUUCAGGACCAACUUCACCCCAGACCACAUUUGUGACCUGCUGGACUUUUGUUUGACCACCACCUAUUUCAAUUUCUUUGCCACUUCGUCCAGGUCCCACGGAGGCUCCUCAUUGGAGGAGGGUCGCAUUCCACGCCGUCAUGCCUCCAUCCACGCAUCAAUGGACUCAACCCGAUCCAAACAACUGCUCAGCCAGUGGAAGAAUAAAAAUGACAACAGGAAGCUAUCUCUGCAGGUGAUGGAUGGAAUAAGGCCAGCAUCAUCCUCAUCUCCUCAAAGGAACAUGGAGCUGCGCUGCUCCUCUGAACCUUCUGCUAUGGGCCUGGAGGCAGAGCUCCGUGGGGUAACACACCUGCCUACACUUAUCUCUUGUCAGGAAACAGAGUUGCGUGCUGGGGCCCACAUCCCAGCUCAGUACAUGAAACUGGCAGCAAGCUCUGUUCCUAUGACUAAUCAUAAUCACAUGGCCCAUAAUGGCAGCACCGGAUUGGCUGGUGCAGCCAGAGUGUCUAUUCAGUCUCGGCCGGGAUCUUCUCAGCUGGUUCACAUUCCUGAGGAGGAAAAUCUCACCUGCAAGGAUCAGGAGAGUGAAUCAGAGGACAGCAUUAUGGAUGGAGGUGGGUCAGUGAGGGAAAAGUGGCUGAGAGUGGCUGAGAAGACAACAAUUCCCUGCCGGCCGCUCAGUGCUGGAGGACAGCCUCGUCUCAUGCAGGUGAUAGCCUUAUCCAAACAGCAGGGUCUGCUUCACUCUCCUCGCUCAGAGGAUGGUGGAAGCACCGUCAGCUGCACUGGAUCUAUUCGGUACCGAGCCCUGACAGACCAGGACCCAUCACCACCAGCCUCCACCACCGGAGCAGUGGGAGGAGGAGGAGGAGGUUUAGAGAGAAGUGGCAGUAUAGUCCGUGUUGAAGCCCACCCAGAGUCCAGAUCAAACAAACCUGUGGUGAAACCUCCGAGCACUGAUGGAAGUGGCUCCUGGCGAUGGAAACCACCAGAACAACGAGCUUCGCUCCGACAGUCAGGUUUCGCCCUUAAUGACCUGAACAGACACACAGACAGCUGUGAUUCGCUGAGAGAUGGAGGGUCAGUGGAUGGACGGAGAAGUGUGACAGGAACUGAAACGGAGAGUGAAGGUGGUGGAGACGGAGGGGGAGGAGGAGGAGGAGGUGUAUACACAAACCACCCACAUGUUGUACACCCUUUACAUCCCUUACAUCCCAAUAACCCCAACAACUUCCAGCACCCCAAUUUUAACCCCAACAACCCCAACUUUAAUAAUACCCAUUUUAACUUCAACCCCAACUCUGCAAACUUCAACCCCAACUCUGCCAACUCCAAUAUGUCAUUCACCCCUACUGCCACCUUUGCGCCUCCAUUCCACCCCCACCCUCAGGCCAUCACCACCAUCAGGGUCACCCCAGUGGAGGGAACGGCUGCGAGCAGCGACGGUGGCUCAGACAGCCAAUCAGUUGCCUCGUCCAGCCGCGAGUCCACCCUGAGGAGGAAGAGCAGCUCCCAUAUCGUCCAUGUCCCCGAUCGAGGACCCACCCCCGACCUUCACAAUAACCACCGCCUCUGUGAUGACAGUAACCGCAUCGACAAUGAAAGCAGCAACCGUUUCCAUGAAAACCUUCGAAGUUUUCAAGAAAACCCCAUCCACCCCAACCACCCCAACCACCCCAACAGGCAGUUGCAGGGUAUGUUUGGCCGUCCUAGCCCAACCCCUCCCCCUACUUUACCCCGCCCCGUCCUGACUCACACCCCGCCUCCUACUCUGGGGUUGGCCUAUAAAGAAUGACACGCUCAGUGUUGAAAUCAUCCAUCUAUCUCCUGUGAUUAAAAUGUGUCCUACUCGACCAGUAAAAAAAAAAAUCAAUGGAGAUGCUGCAUGGGCCAUACAGAAUCUCAGAUUAGGCCACACAUAAGGAAAAUUUGGUUAAAUCUGUCCACCACCAGGGGGUCAGCCAAAGGGGGAUGGCCAAAAACUUGUUAGUCCCACCCAUUAGGGCCCAAUAUAUGGCUAUUUGUGUCCCCCAGCAUCCUAGCCAGUUUAGAUCCCAACUGAAUAAAUGUUAUGUCUUACUAAGACACUUGAAGUAGGCUUAUCAAAACCUAUUACUAAGAGGUUCACAAUCCUCUUUGGGUCAAAAGCCAUAGAGAGUACUAACACAAUUAGCCCUGCCCACAAUCUCCAACUGGCCAGUCAGAAAGGACUAUAGUCAGGGCCCAAUGUAAGAGGGGUGAGUCUGAUUCAACAUUUUUCCUUGCCUUUUUUUAAAAUCUGGAUACACCCAUUUUUUUGUAAAUGUAAUGAAUGGAGUGCACUUGUUUCAUAGGCACAAGAAUAAUGGGCUAAAUAAACUGCUGACCCUUUGACUCAGGAGGAGAGACUCCAGCCUCCUCGCUCUGUCCCAUAGUUCCCUGUCAGCAAGGGGGUAUUCAGCCUAUUGACUCUGACUGCUGGGUCAGCUGUCAAUGAGAUAACAUUCUUAUCAAAACAUUUUUACACACAGUAUAUUCUCGUCUUUCAUCCUUUUGUCAAACACAGGUAACAAUAUUGAUAUAUAAACUUUACAAUGUAAUCACAUGCCAUUAGAUGGAAAUUUGCAUUCAAAGCCCAUAACUGUGCUGUGCUUGUACAUAUGAAUGUGAGUGGCCACAGUGGAAAUUAAACCCACAGUCUUAAUUGUGUCUGAGCUAAAAGGAGUCCCUUUUGGGCAAUAACAGUAUCUCUUAGUUCAUGGUGGUAUUGUGUUUGUGUUGGAUAAGAACAAUAUCAUGGGACAUACCUUGUGUUUAAAUAUAGUUAAUCAAUUUUUUACAUGCUGUGUUUUAAUGAUGUGCAGUAUAUGAAUUAUCCUGACUGUGUAGUAGCUGUGCUGUACACUGGUACAUGCAGCAUUUGGGUCAUCUGAACAAACUUAGGUCAUACAUAAGUCCAAAGACUGAAUGAAGUGAAGUAUUUUGUUUUCUUUAUUUGGUUCGGUUUUCCAGCUCAUCAUGACUCCCAGCUUUACAGUAUGGGUACCAUUACAGUUGAGUUUUGGGGCAACUGCCUGGAAGAAGGAAAUCUAAUAUUUUUAUCAUAAAUUUGUGAUAUUUUGAGACAAAGCUUGCAGUGCCAUAAAAUAAAGUUGUAGUUCUUUAUGAAAAGGGUCAUAUUACCUGCUGAGAAAAGUGGUGAUUUUACAAAAAUGGCAAGACAUUGAAAUAAUAAAAAAAAGUACAAUAUUACAUAAAUACAGUCGUACAUUUACAACAAAGUUAGAAAAAACACAGAUUGUAAUUUUGAAA
This is a messenger RNA of Epinephelus lanceolatus (giant grouper), 5318 nucleotides long. NCBI's taxonomy places the organism in Eukaryota, Metazoa, Chordata, Actinopteri, Perciformes, Serranidae. The record is from RefSeq and is a predicted model, not a curated record.